This is a messenger RNA of Sesamum indicum (sesame), 3385 nucleotides long. Its product is annotated as DEAD/DEAH box RNA helicase family protein. Lineage: Eukaryota; Viridiplantae; Streptophyta; Magnoliopsida; Lamiales; Pedaliaceae. Gene Ontology annotation, biological process: DNA recombination; DNA repair. Gene Ontology annotation, molecular function: ATP binding; DNA helicase activity; nucleic acid binding. The record is from RefSeq and is a predicted model, not a curated record.
GGGGUAGUUCACAAUUUUCGAAAAGAUAUAUUUGCUCUCAAUUUGAACAUAUUAAACGACUGCCCCAUUUCUUUGCCGAUUCUCAAACCCGUUAUCCUCCAGGCGAAGUCCCUCUCAACAGUCAUUUGAGCUUCAACAGAAGGAUUUAUUUCUGAACUCUUGGCUGCCACGGCGAUUCUGAUAUUUCUGUUUCAUGGCUGUAUCAUCUAGGCAGCUAUUUCUAAUGCUGUAAUCCUUUUAUGGCAGUGACGACAUUAGCUGUUCAUAUGUGCAGCAUGGGUUUCGGUGAGAAAUGCUUGCGACAUGCUGUAAAUUUUGAAGCCGAGAGAGCAUACAGGAAUAUAUUCGGCAGAAGGCUGAGGUUUUGUUUAUCAUCAGGCUUCCGAUCAAAGCAUAAGUUUCCAGAAAAGUUGUUGAAGGGUGUUGAUGGUUGUGAAAAGGAAUCGGCUUUUAUGGGCUACAGUGGUCUUGAUGAAUUAAUUGGCAACAGUAGAUCUAGAGAAAAGUUCAUUGAGAAUCUUAAAGGCGAAAAUUUUGAGUUUGAUGCCGCCUUGGCAUGCAAACAAUUCCCUUCCAUUACCUUGGGUUGCUUCCCAACCGUGGAAUUGUAUGAUGGACCUGCGUGCUAUUCUCAAAUCACAGAAUCACUGGUGCCUCAAAUUCUUGGAGGAAGUAUUCCCAGUCAUAUUGAUGCAAAUUGGGUGGAUCCAAAAUGUUUGUACCAAAAUCUGCAGUCUAUAUAUUCAGAGAUGUCGAAUAUGAAUGCCCCUUAUAUCCUGGAAGAAAAGGUCGACCAAUGUUUUAUUCAUUCUCAGUCACCUGAUUGGAAGAUGGAGACAAGAAAUGCUUUACAACUGACUGCAGAUAAACCUUGCAGCAAUGCUGGCUCUGUGACCCAACAAACUGCAACCUCAGUGGCAGAAAUUCUUGAUAAACAUAUCAACUGCUUAACUGGGCUGACCAAACGCCAGCUCAGUCAGCUAGAAAACUGUGGUUUUCACACGCUGCGGAAACUGCUACAUCAUUUUCCUCGCACCUAUGUCGAUUUGCAGAAUGCUGAGAUGGAAAUUGAUGAUGGACAGUACUUGAUCUUUGUGGGGAAAAUAAUGUCAUCAAGAGCAAUCCGGGCUAGUUCUUCAUUCUCAUUUCUGGAGGUAGUCGUGGCUUGUGAGGUUGCAGAUGCUGACCCAAAUCCUGAGUGCACGCCAAACAAACUUGAAGAAAGACAGAAAAGGACAAUAUAUUUGCAUUUGAAGAAGUUUUUCCGUGGUACCCGCUUCACAUGCUCACCUUUUCUAAGAAGUAUUCAGGAAAAGCACAGGGAGGGAGAUAUUGUCUGUGUCAGUGGGAAGGUGCGGACAAUGCGCGGUAAAGAUCACUUUGAAAUGAGGGAGUACAAUAUCGACGUGCUUAAAGGUGAAGACGACUCAUGUGUUUAUCCAAAAGGGAGGCCUUAUCCAAUAUAUCCUUCAAAAAAAGGUCUUAACCCUGAGUUUCUUAGGGAUAUUAUUUCAAGAUCUUUAAAGAUAUUGCCAGUCGAACUUGAUCCUCUCCCUAAAGAUGUUACUCAGGAUAUAUGCCUUCCAUCCCUUUCUGAUGCAUAUAUUGGAAUUCACCAGCCAGCUAAUUUGAACGAGGCUGAUUUAGCUCGCAGAAGGCUUAUAUUUGAUGAGUUCUUUUAUCUUCAGUUGGGAAGGUUAUUCCAAAUGCUUGAGGGUCUUGGUACAAAGGUAGAAAAAGAUGGAUUACUGAAGAGGUACACGAAACCUGAGUUGAACACAAUAUUUAUGGAAGAAUGGUCAAGUAUCACCAAAACAUUCAUGAAGGUUCUCCCAUAUACACUUACAUCCAGUCAGCUGCGUGCCACUUCAGAAAUAAUAUGGGAUCUAAAACGACCAGUUCCAAUGAAUAGACUAUUACAGGGUGAUGUUGGAUGCGGUAAGACUGUGGUAGCAUUUCUAGCAUGCAUGGAGGUAAUUGGCUCCGGAUAUCAGGCAGCUUUUAUGGUUCCAACUGAGCUUCUAGCUUUCCAGCAUUAUGAGCAUCUUCUUGGAUUACUUGAGAAAAUAGAGGCGACCAAUGAAAAACCUUCUGUUGCUCUGUUGACAGGCUCUACCCCGUCAAAGCAAGCCCAACUUAUUCGAAAGGGUCUUCAAACUGGAGAUAUCUCUAUGGUCAUUGGAACUCAUACUUUAAUAGCUGAAAAGGUGGAAUUUUCAGCUUUGCGUAUUGCUGUUGUUGAUGAGCAACAUCGUUUUGGUGUCGUUCAAAGAGGACGCUUCAACAGCAAGUUAUAUUUUAACAGCAUAACUUCCCAACUGGUGUCAACUAGUUCAAAUAACUCUGCAAAGAAUGAUGUUGCCAUGGCUCCACAUGUUCUGGCAAUGUCUGCAACACCAAUUCCAAGAUCACUUGCCCUGGCUUUGUACGGAGACAUGUCUCUGACUCAGAUUACUGAUUUACCUCCGGGAAGAACACCAGUUAAGACAUACAUUAUUGAAGGAAACGAGGCUGGGUUUGAGAGGGCUUAUCAGAUGAUGUUGGAGGACUUAGAAGCAGGAGGGAAAGUAUAUCUCGUCUAUCCUGUAAUCGAGCAGUCUGAACAACUGCCUCAACUCCGUGCUGCUUCAGCUGAUCUUGAAACUAUCUCGACGAAGUUUUCUGGUUAUAAAUGUGGACUGUUACAUGGAAGAAUGAGAAGUGAUGAGAAGGAAGAAGCUCUGAGGAUGUUUCGAUCUGGAGAAACAAAUAUAUUGCUGUCGACACAAGUAAUUGAGAUUGGGGUCGAUAUACCAGAUGCAUCCAUGAUGGUUGUAAUGAAUGCUGAGAGAUUUGGGAUGGCACAGCUGCACCAACUUCGAGGUAGAGUCGGACGUGGAGAGAGGAAAUCCAAGUGUAUAUUAUUAGCAUCUACUAGCUCUAGCCUAAAACGAUUGAAGGUGCUGGAGAAGUCAUCGGAUGGUUUCUACCUAGCAAAUAUGGACCUUGUCCUUCGUGGACCUGGUGACUUGCUAGGUAAAAAACAGUCAGGUCACCUGCCAGAGUUUCCUGUGGCUAGGUUAGAGGUAGAUGGGAAUAUUCUUCAGGAUGCACAUCAUGCGGCACUGAAAGUCUUGGAAACUUCACAUGAUCUGGAGAAAUUUCCGGACCUGAAAGCUGAGCUUAGCAUGCGACAGCCGCUGUGUCCUCUAGGAGAUUGAUGCAUCAGGUACAGCUUCACCACCAUGUUAAACUGUAGGACAUAUGUUGUACAUAAUAGUAAAGGAAGAAAGCAGACGAGUAUACUCUGUAAAUUGUUUGUAUUAGCAAGUGGAAAGAGCUUCAAGAUUACUGGUUAUAUCUGAUGCUAAUGGAUUGUAUGUAAAAUUGAUGAGAAUUACCAUUA